Strongylocentrotus purpuratus (purple sea urchin) is the source of this 1693-nucleotide messenger RNA. Its product is annotated as sulfotransferase 1A3. NCBI's taxonomy places the organism in Eukaryota, Metazoa, Echinodermata, Echinoidea, Camarodonta, Strongylocentrotidae. Gene Ontology annotation, molecular function: sulfotransferase activity. Gene Ontology annotation, cellular component: cytoplasm. Gene Ontology annotation, biological process: sulfation. Bases 43 to 1035 code for a protein of 330 amino acids. The record is from RefSeq and is a predicted model, not a curated record. The transcript is spliced from 7 exons.
AUCAUUUUUCGCCAGUAAGAAGAGAAAGAUCGGGAUCCAAACAUGGCUGGAACUAAAGAACCUGUCCGGGGUUGGACCGGUGAGAUGUCGUUCCUCCUCGCCGAGGCUCCUGCGCAUGUUGCCAAAACUUGCUACGAGUACGAUAACACCAUCACGAGCUUUUUCUUUACCAAGAAGUGUAUUGAGCAGACCAAGAAUUUCAAACUCCGAUCAAAUGACGUGUUCAUUAUCACUUAUCCAAAGACAGGAACCACGUGGGCUCAGCAGAUCAUGAUGCUGGUGCAAGUUGAAGCAGAUCUGUCCUUCUUCGAAGGGAAGCAUAUCUCCAAGUUGGUUCCAUUCUUGGAAUGUCCUGAUGUACCGGAUGCUGGGGCGUACAAGACGGUGGCAGAGAUAAACACCGCACCAACAUGUGUUGAAGCUGCAGACGCAAUGCCAACUGAUACACCCAGAAUACUGAAAACACACGUGGUCCAAAGAUGGCUUCCUGUGGGACUCAAAGAUGACCCCCAGGCCAAGGUUGUGUACGUGGCUAGGAACCCGAAGGAUACGGCUGUUUCUUACUACCACUUCUGCCUGCUGAUCAAAGAUCUUCCAAACUACACGUCGUGGGACGAGUUCUUUGAAGAGUUUCUCGCUAAUAGAGUUCCUGGCGGUUCUUGGUUUGACCACACCCUCGACUGGUGGAAGCUCAGGAAUCAUUCGAAUGUUCUGUUUCUUACCUAUGAAGACAUGAAACAGGACUCGAGGAAAGCCGUGGUUCAGAUCGCCGAGUUCAUGGGAAAAUCUUUACCAGAGGACAUCAUUGACCGUAUCGUCGAUGCGUCAAGUUUCAAAUUCAUGAAGAAGAAUAAAAGCACGAACCCCGAUAUCGCCUACGAGAAAGAAAUGGACACCACAAACAAGAAAACAUUCAUGCGGAAAGGGAUAGUUGGAGAUUGGAAGAAUUACUUCUCAGAAGAUCAGAAUCGUCGAUUUGAUCAACUCUACCAAGAAAAGAUGGCAGGAUCUGGACUCGAAUUAAGAUUUGAAUAAUCACGAUCAGAGAUGGUGAUCCCGGGAAGCUCUCCUUCGAAAACUGUAAAGGAAACGUAAUGGCAAAGGGGGUAUAAUGCUAAACGCGACAGCAUACCUACCUUCUAAAAGGCUCUAUAUAUAGAAGGCAAAAUUCCACCAUUCACGAAUAUCAAAUCAUAUCGCUCUGUUGCGACGCGGCCUCUCAUAACCUACUUUAUCUUUACCCAGUUAUGACAAGAAAUCACGGUUCAUGUAUUCAUACUAUAACCAUGAUCACUUCCUCAUUUCGUUUAAAUCCAUUAUUGCGCUUUGAUUCACACAUAUUUGUCAGGUCAUUAAUCUACAUUUGCCACUCUCCACCCAGGUGCGGGUAAAUGGGUACUCGGUAUGUAGAAAUUCCUUCAAUGCUUUAGCACCUUAUUAUGGCAGAUCAGCUAGAGUCGGGGUAAUUUUUAUGAUACUUUAUAUUAAGCGCAGUAGAGUAUAAAUAGUGGCUGCGCUAUAAGGAUGGAUCUAUUAUUAUUAUUGUAAUUAUGUAGCUGGGAGAAAGAAACAAAUAUGUUUGUCUUUUAUACGGAAUUAUAAUGACAAAUCAACUAAUCUUUAGCUAAAUAUUCGAGUGAACUUUUACUUCUAUUUUUCAUAAUGAUCAGCGUUUUGUUUCCAAAGCUUUAUA